Molecule: messenger RNA, 883 nt
Organism: Tribolium madens (black flour beetle)
Lineage: Eukaryota; Metazoa; Arthropoda; Insecta; Coleoptera; Tenebrionidae
Exons: 3
Coding region: 161-664 (167 amino acids)
Source: RefSeq, a predicted model, not a curated record
CAUGCUUUCUUACUGUGGUCUGUUGUGACUGUGAAGUAGCUUGAGGUUAGGGCAAAAAGUUGUAUUGUUUAAACUGUGGUUUCAGUUAUAACAAUAAUUUUUAGUUUACUUUAAUGUUAACUUUUUCAUAAUUCAUUUGUUUUAACUACAAUUUUCUAAAAUGUGGGUGCCAGAGACAUGGGAAACUGAGGAAGACAUCCAAAACGAUAUUGUUUUGAUGGCAGAAUACUGUGUGCCUGUAAAAAAUAAGAAAACUUUGCCUGCUAGAAAAAUUCCAGAUACGAUUUUGCAAUACAAGAAACAGAUGGAAGAAAAUAAACGAAAACCUUUGAAUAGUGAUAUUGACGACACUGUUUCUUAUGUUGUAAGCGGCAGAGGAAGAGGAAUUAAAGAUAGAGUUAUUCGCCCAGGUGAAAUCGUUGAUAGCCAUCCCUUAGAUGAAGCUGAACUAAAAAAACAAAUUAGACAGGUAUGUGGAUUUGGCUAUUCAAAUGAAUUGAUUGAAAAGUCUAUUAAAGCCAAAGUUUAUGAUCCCAAAAACGAGGGUGAAAGUGAUUCUAAUUUUAAGUUAGUUCCUUCAUUAUCUUCCAGUGGCCGAUCUUCAAAUGAAAAUACUCCAAUAAAAAAAACCAAACCUGCUAAAAGUAAUUUUUCAGAACAAUGAAUGUGCUUUAUUAUAUUAUUCUGUUUUGUUUUUCGAAUUAUAGGGUACCUAGGUCUAGGUUAAUAAUUGUGCACUUACUGGGUUAAGAUUUAUCUAUACUACUUUUCAAAACAUUGUAAUAAAAGCACUAUGUAAUUUAUUUGGAACAUGUCGGUGGCUAAGCGCACCUUUAGUUUAUGUUCAAUAUUUACGAUUUCGAGUAAUACAUUUCGAAACUUG